Trichoderma breve is the source of this 4101-nucleotide messenger RNA. RefSeq names its product ankyrin repeats (3 copies) domain-containing protein. Gene Ontology annotation, molecular function: carbohydrate binding; protein binding. The record is from RefSeq and is a predicted model, not a curated record. The transcript is spliced from 4 exons. Bases 1 to 4101 code for a protein of 1366 amino acids. Gene Ontology annotation, biological process: cell adhesion. NCBI's taxonomy places the organism in Eukaryota, Fungi, Ascomycota, Sordariomycetes, Hypocreales, Hypocreaceae.
AUGGCAAAGUCUACAUUUUUUCUUCUUAUUUACGCAGCCAUCAUCGUCGUCGUCAGGGCUGAUGGCCUCUCCGAUUUCUCGAACAACUUAGCUUCGGAUCUUGGACCUCUUCUUUCGCUGUUUGGAGAUGCAGUCACUCGCCAGUAUCUUAGCGAGAGCACCACAUUCAUCGAUUAUUUUAUUUUCGCCAUGGCCCCUAUAGGCAUCAUUGGUACAAUCACGGCGGUUAUUCGAGUGUGUGGAAGCUCAUCGCUCCGAGCAUUUAUUGGCAGAGCGCAGGAAGGCCAAGGCACUACCGAAGCUGAGCUAUGUACUUCGACGAGUGUCGACGUCUGCGAGCUAUUUAAUAAAGGUGGCAUCACCAGAGUUCUUGGUCGGCCUGAUAUUAUUGAGCUCGUCUAUCUAGAAGAUAGCUCGAAUGAAUGCUGGCAUAGAAUGACGUCCUCGGGAAGUGGAAAUGCUGUUUUCAACAAGAUCGGCCACUCUAACUCUGGGAGUUCCAUGGACCUUGCUCCAAAACCGAACCUCUCUCUUAAUGUGGGAAUCAGAAGGCAACCUGAUUGGGUCUUUUAUGUUAUUGCCCUCGUUGGCUUUAUUCUCCAAGCCGGUAUCCUUGCUUUUGCUGGUACCGCGGUAUGGUUCCUCAAAUGGAACCUUCAAAAACCAAAUAGCGAAGCUUCUCGGAACUACGCGCCAGGCAUCUUUAUUGCUGGAACAAUUACUUUAUGUUUAGGUGUAUGGAGCUGCGCGGCACUCAUUGGGCAAACAACCAAUGAACAGUAUUAUCGACGGUCACCUGAGUCUUCUGAUGUGUUAUACUGGGUUCAGCCCGGGCCGCAAGUCAUUGGAGAUCAAUCUUUUGGCUCGUUUGCGUAUUCCGAUGCAAAGAGGAAGGAUCGACUCAUGAUGUGGACUUCAUCUACAAAAGACUUUGAUAAAAAUUUCGAAACUGUCACAUAUUUUGCCGUUUCGCUCGUGUUGUUUGGCUACAUCGCUCAAUUCAUCGGCUUACGAGGCCUAAACGCAUGGAUCUCAAUUACACAACUAGGAAUUACUAUAAUUAUGAGCAUUCUACGUGGGAUAUUACGAAUGAAGCGUUUAGACAAGAACAAUAAUCGCUUAGCUACGUGGCAAGAUCUAGCUACCGGCCAUGAACUUGACUGGCUAGCUUUUGAUAUUGCGGAACAGGAGCUCACAAAGAAAUUGAAGAACAAUACACAGGGUACAUCCGUUGAGAAGGAUCAAUCGCAGAUAUUUGAGAAGAAAUUCCUUUGGUAUAUUACAGGACAACAUGAGAAACCCAUUCGCUGGGACAAGGUUCCUGUGAAUGGCUCCGGAUCUGAGACAGUCGAAAUUAGCCCCGAGAACGGGGAGUCUAAUAAUGGCUGCAGGAGCCCCCUGCCCAAAUUCAACACGGCUGAGUGGCUUGUUGCUUACAAUGACGAGCUGAUUCAAAACCGCACUCAACUCUCAAAUCUGACUGGUCAUUUUGGCGAAUUCAGGGAUGCAAAAAGCUAUCUGUCCUGGAAAGAUGAAAGAGUAAGAGUCCGUGCUAAAGCCAAAAGUCUCAGCGCAGUAAUUUCUCGGGCUGCGGCAAUUCUAUUACGAAACCAAUCAAACCAAGAAGACUUUUAUUUGCGAAUUAAAGCUGCAUUUUCUUAUGAUAAAUCCAAUGGCGAAGAGACAAUCGUUUCUAUCAAGCUGAAACCACCAACAGGCCCCGAUCGUAUCAAUUGGGGUGUCGAUUCUUCUCGACUUGAAGCAAUUUUGGGACUCUGGCUCUGGUCCAUAACCCGACGAGAAUAUGACACAUAUAGCGAGAAGGAAACUGGCAGCGAUAUUUUGAACCUUCCAAAUAAGGUCAUUAACUCAGAAAUCUUCAGAGUUGUAUCUGCCUGCCAUGGAGAACAUGAAUGGGACAAUUCUUUCGACACUGAUAUGAGCCUCUGGUUGGGUUCUGGCGAUUUGAAGUAUGACAAACAGUCACUUGACAUGCGAUUAUACAACAGCUAUACAUAUAGCCUCGCCGAUCACUGGAUUCCGUCAGAUGAGAAGUCCGUAAUAAGUGGUCAAGAUACAAGCCAGACAACGAAAGAAGACAACGAAAGUAAAAGUUACAAAAGAGUUGGCGAGAGCUCAAAUGAUUCCACCGCGAGAUUUCAAAGGUUCUGUGGGUGGAAUUUAAUAUAUGAUGCAUUAAGUACUGCUACUUCUGAGAAAGAAAGCAAUAAUCCAUCUGAAAGAAAGAGAGUCAACGUCAAAGGUUUUUUGGUGAAGGAUACAGAGCACUCAUUACUUGAUAUAUGCGCCCAAGAGCUCUUUGUUGCGAUUCUGCAAUCCAUGAAGGCCCUAGAAUUUCGAAAACUAGACAAAAUAUCUGUCAGCGAGUCAGGUGGCAAUCUUCGCCUGGAGAAUCCAGUUAUCUCAGCUCUUGCGGAAUGCUUCAUAGACAAUGACUUGGGAACACAUUCUGACGCCAUUUCUUGCUUAAUCCCAUCACUGCGAUCUGAAAUUCCUCCUUAUCAAGAAAAGGUGCUAUCAGCAUUGACACCAGUGGCUUCAAAUUACCGACGGGAUGACGAGUGGAGCAGCGCAGAAGUUGUUCUAAGCUGGGCGUGUCAAUAUCAUCUUAAAUCAAAACCGGCAGAUAGAGAUGAAACCAGUGAUUUUAUGGUAGCGCUUCGAGAACUUGGUGAGCUCUAUCGCUGGUCGCUUGCGCAGAUGCAGCACAGCGUUAGGCAAGAAUUUGGCACAAGGGGAAUCGAACAGUUGGCAUCCAAGUUUGGCACUGCGAACCCAAUCGUGGCUCUCUAUAGCACAGUCGCCAAAAGAAUAACAAGCAAAAUAAUUAAGAGCCAAGGGUGGAUGGACGGGUUUCACCAUGCUGUUAGGGAUUGCAAGCGGGCAGAUGCUCUGUAUUUUCUAUGCUUUGCUGGAACUUCUAUUCCUUACAAGCUUAGCAAAUGUCUCCCGCUUGCUGCUCGGAAUGGGUGGGAAGAGAUUGUUUCUGCCCUUUUGGAAAUGAAGCUGGGCCCAAAUAUCAAAGAUGAUGACGGCAGAACUCCAUUGUCGCACUGCGCCGAGUCAGGUCUACGGCAAUCCCUGCAGCGAUUGAUGGAUAUGAACGCUGAACUUGACCUUGCCGAUAAGUAUAAAAUGACACCUCUGGCUUAUGCUGCCAUGAACGGGCACGAAGAUAUCGUGAGACUAUUGAUAGAGACUGGCCAAGUAGACCUGAAAAGGUCAGGCGAUUCUGCCGGAAGGUCCCCCCUGUGGCUUGCAACUGAUCAAGAUCACUUUGGCACCAUUGCGGAGCUCCUGGAUAAAGGAGCCGAUGUCAACAUAAAAAACUACAGAGGAGAUGGGCUGUUGGAUUUGGCCUUCAGACGGGGCCACUCGGGCGUGAUAAAGCUGCUCUUAGAGCGCGGCCUAAGAAUAAGGUGGGAAGAAGAUUAUAACAUGGAACACUUGGUGCAACAACUCCUGAGAAGGACCAAUCGAAUAACAGGGCCGGAGCUCUCUAAUAUUCGUGUACCUGCCUUAAUUUGGGCAGCCUGGAGAGGUCAUAUAGAUGCCAUACGGCUAUUUUUAGAGGACAGUUCAGCGUUGGUACCGGCAGGUGAUGAUAUGACGAGAGAGGCGAGGGAAGUACUGGAACGUGGUGCAACCUUACAGCCACUCCGAAAUCACAGCGAUGGAUUCUUCUCAACUUUGGACAUUCGCCCUUUUCCAUCAGUUAGUGGUGCGGACAUACGUCACAUCAAGUUUAGCCCUCCGUAUUCUGAAGCCCCUCGUCUAAUGAUUGGCAUCAGUGGGUUAUCACUAGAAAGACAUUCACCGCUUGAUAUGCACUGGAAGGCAAGCCCAGUUUCUGAGACGGGAUUCGUCCUCAUACGGAGAAGAUGUGAAAAUGAUUGGGAGCCUGUGGAUUCUGCCAAUGUUACUUGGAUUGAAUUUGGUGCAGAGGAACGGGAAUUUCAAGUUGGCAAUUUUCCCUCGUCUGAAGACUUCAAUGAUGAUGGUGGUGAUAAUUACCAUUUGAGAGAAGACAUAUCAUUUCAGACUGCAUUCAAGCACGCACCCAACAUUGUUACCUUAUAG